ACCUGUUUAGAGCAUGUUGGUUGCUCACACUUUGGGGCAAUUACAGAUAAAGCUGUUUUGAACAUUCAUGUGCAAAGUACGUGUAUAGACUGAGGGUUUUUUUUUUUUACAUUUAUUUGGUGUGUGUGUGUGUGUGUGUGUGUGUUUGGUGUGCAGGCAUGUGCUCUCUGUGGUGCAUGUGUAGAGAUCAGAAAACAACUUGGCUGGAAUUGCUUCUCUCCUUCUGCCAUGUGGGUUCCAGGGACAAAACUCUGGUCCGCAGGUUCAGUGGCCCUGGAUUCAAGUUUUAAUUUCGCCGUGUUAAAUGGCCAGAAUGCAAUUGAUGGGCCUUAAGGUGACGUGCGGUCAGAUUUCUCUCUCUUUAUUGUUUUGAAACAAGGUCUUAUUGUACUGCCCAGGUGGCCUCUGACCUUUUGGUUUUGUGGGUCUUUCUGUUUGUUCCUACAACCUGGGCAACCUCCCCUGCCGUGUUGUAUUCCUGGUCCUGGCGGAUUCGGUUUUUAAGUUCAUCAGAUUACUCAGUAAGUUGAUUUGGCCAACAAAGACAGGUUUUGAGAUGUGUGUUUUUAGCCCUUCAUGUGACUCUGCCUCCGUGCCUGGAGACUCACUGUGGAACCCUGCUGUGUGUGCCUUGAAUUGGAACCAAGACUACCUACCUGUGAGCAUGCAGUCCAGACUAGGAGUUUCUGUUGACUUCUUUCUUUAUAAGUCUGCCUCUGUGACCAGGUCCUCAAAAUGGGACUACAAAUAAAAGUCGUUCAAAAGGCCAGGUGAUGGUGGCGGUUUAAUGCUAGCUUUCAUAGCCAGCCUGGUCUACAGAGUGAGUUCCAGGUCCUCCAGAGCUACACAGAGGAACUGUCUCAAAAAAAAAAAAAAUUGUUUUCUUUGUCAAGUAGUUUAAACUGUUUAUUUAGAAAUAGCGCAACAGCACAUAAUGCACAUAGACGAAGGUAAACUUCCACCUCCACCAAAGUGAACAAACUGGCAGACUUGUAAUAACAUCUCUCUGUUGUUGUAAUAACAUCUUCUGUAUGUGUAGCAAUGUGCCCAUCAUGAAGCUUCAUGUCCGUGUGCGUGUCCCCCUGAUGGCCACUAUAGCACAGUGAUCACUUUCCUUGUUCGGUUAGAGGAUAAGCAACCUUCUUGAAACUCAUGUUCUGUUGUAAAAGGGAUAGGAAAGGUACCUUUUCAGAAAAAUUCCAGUUUUAAAUUUAUCUUUUAAACCAACACCCAGUGAUAAAAUUGUACAUGCUUAUGUCAUGCCUUGUGCUGUUCAUCAUGUGUACAGUGUGGAACGUUUCCAUCAUCCCUGUCUUCUCAACCAUCAUCAAGCUCUCCAGCUUUUUGGAAAGACAUAGUGUAUUAUCAUCAUGUCCAGUCACCCCGCCUCGUCCUGCUAUCUAACUCUAGUUUAGCACCCAUUCACCAGCCUCUCCCCACCUCCCCUCCCCCUACCUUUAAGGACCUGAAGAAGGUAAGCUUUAUCCCUUGAUCCAUGGGCUCGGGUUGAAAUAGGGCGGGCUGUAGCUUUACUUGCCAGUAAAUCGAUAGAAUCUGGAUGUUAGGCUGUGUUCCCUCAUUUAUUAUAAAUAAUGCAAGCCUCGCUGGUGAUGAUGAGCCCUCUUGCUGAACCCCGGGGAGGUGGGGACUGAGCACAGUUGGUUUCAGAGAGUGUUUGUCUUGUCAUCAGCUGCUUAGUCAGAUGGAGUGUUUUCUUAAUGCUCCCAGAAUGUACAGUUCAGUCUUUGUUUUGAAAUCAUUCCUUCUGUCUUCUUUCCCUCCUCCAUUACUUUGAUUACCUUGAUGAGACAUUCAAGCUGUGAGGUCGUAUCCCUUUAUUUCCAUAGCCUACAGAAGCCAGUUUGAUGGUUAACUGUAGGUGAGCAGGGAAUUGUUUCUACUUGGCUGGAAUUCGCCCUUAGAGAUGAAGCACUUGUUGACAAAGACCCCCCUAGGCUUGGAGAUGUGAGCAAAGGUAUCUGGGUUCUUUAGAUCUGUAGUGGAAAUCAGGGUGAAAGCUUUGGAAGUUUGACUUAGCGAAGCAGGAUGUGGUAUUGAGGAGGCAGAGACAUUGUGAGUGAGAGUGUUAGAGAGGGGGAGAGGGAGAAAGAAUGAGUUUUGUGUGACUGUGUGUGCAUAUGUGCGUCUCUGUGUGUGCACAGCACACACACACACACACACACACACACGAUUUUGGGAGACAAAGAAUCCAAAGGUUAGAAUAGAAAGGAAUUAUGGAUUCAGAUGGUCUCCAGCACUGAGUUACCAUGCUCUGAGAGGGAAGGUUACUGGGGCAAGACAAGUAAUAGGAUGGGAGUCUAAUAAUCACUUCAUUAUGCAGCCAUUUGAGUUGUCUGGGUGAUGGAGUUUGAGGACAGGGGCUUCUUUUCUGCCCCUUUUCUAUGUGAGCAGCUCAGGAAGGAAGGCUAAGAAAUAGCCCUGUGUAGAAAAUUACACCCAGAAAUGGCUCCAAGAUUUCCAUCGCCGGGUUCUGAAAUGAGCUGCCCCUGACAGCAAUUUGAUCACGUUGCCGACUACCUUUCUCCGAGCCCCUCAUCAGGUCCUCAGACUGUGUCUUGACAGCUUCAACUCCUUCUGUUGGCAGCGUGCUCGCUACAUUUUCUAUUACAGGAAUUUAGCAUUUUGCUGUGCCUGAGGUGGGUGGUUGCUAGCCUCUUGAUAUUGGAUACCUUUCCUGAGCUAUGAAGUAUUAGACCAUAGUGGAUAAUAAAAUGCCCACUAUUACAUUAUAGAACAGAUUCUGGGAGCUGUAACGGGGGAGCAGGGCGGGGUGGCACACCCGCGUUCUGCUUGAGGUAGCUCGCCAGAAAGUGCUGUUGAACCCAAGCUGGUCGAGCCUCAGCUGUGCCAGUUCCUAUGUCUGAACAGGAAAGUGGCUCGUUAAAGAUUAAAGGGCUGCUUGGUCCUCCUGGCCCCAAGAUGGAAUGAUCUCUGCUAUGGCGACAGCCUCUCUUUCCCAGGAGAGGCCAUUUUAUACAGCGGGUUUGUGCUUCCAAAUGUUACAGUGAGCUGCACUGGCUGAUACGGUGUCGAUAAGUUGACAUUUGGGCACUCUCAAGACAUAUGAGCUCUAUAGCGUCCAUGGUUUGAAUUUCUGGGAAAACUGCCUCAUCAGGAAGUCAAAAGCCUCAGCUUUCAGCCUGUCCCCAUGAGGAGGUGGUCUCUUUUGUUCCAUUUGACUGUUCUCUGGAGUCAGGUGAACUUGCAUUUUCUCAGCAAUAAGAAUUCUAUGAAGUCCCUUGUGCUGCGUCCCAGGUGUGAGGGCGGCUCAGUAUAACCAGACCGCAGGUGACAGCAGUUAAGAAAAUUGUCUUCUGGAGACUUGAGAAAAAUACCAGACCAACCGAGAAAAUAGGUCGCGGUUCAGCUGUAUUCCGUGCGGUUCUUGUGGGUAGGAGGACUGAUGUCGAGGACCCGUGUGACUACUGUUCAACUCCGUGAUCCUUGGGGGAAAAAAAUUCAUUUUACUCUGUGUGUGCUCAGGUAAAUAGCAGUAACGUCCAGGCACCAUCGCCAGGCUGGUCUGUUUGAAGCACCUGUGACAGGAUUCUGGGGCGUGCCUCCACUUGUGUUCAUUCAGAGCUGCUGAGGGACUGGGAUGGAAAGCAUCGUACCCUAAGCACUCUCCAGGGUCCUUAAGCAACACUACAGUUGAUUCUUUAGUAUCCUACAGCUUACUUCACUUGCCUGGUUAAUUAUGUGACUUAUUAGAUGAUGUGGUACCCAUACUGUUUUUUAAAAUAGCGGGCAAUCCUGUUUAUUCGAAGAGGCAGGUGGCCAAAGAGAUGACUAAGUGGGUGGGACACCGCCCCGUUCGUAGAAGACCUGAGCUUGAGUCCCAGCACCCCCAUCAUCCAUAGCGCUGUCUUCAAGGAGAACGGAUGCCCCCUUCUGACCUCCACAGGCACUGCAUUUACACACAUGUAUCAGGAGGGAUACAUGUUUAAAAAUAAACUUUGAAAAAAAAAGGUAUGCUUAGCCAAUAAGAGCCCUCCACACCAAUGAUCAGAAUUUGGCAGUGUCCGGGACGCCACUGGUUCUUGGAAAUUUGGGGUUUGUUGCUUCACUUUCAGAGAUAUGAAUGAAUGUAAGAUUAAUUUUAUUGUCUAGAAGAAAUGUACUAAGUGGUGGGCAUGCCUACAGUCUUAGCAUUUGGGAGGCAGAGAGAGGAAGAACAUUCGUUUGAAGCCAGUCUGUGCUACAUUCAAGAGUCACCAAAAGAAAGUUAGAUUUUCUCCUUGAUUCUGUACCUGUUGCAGCUCCUUCCCUAAAUCUGUUGCCCCCUUUGCAUGUGCUUGCUCAUUCUGUGUGGACUUAGGAGCCUAAAGAGUCUUGAGGAAUGAAUAUUCUAAUUUUCUUUUCUCAUACUUGUUUGUUAGGCUCUAUUGCAGGAAAGAAAUAUCAUUAUAUAUGCUUAGUUCAAAACAAUGUGUGAGCUAGAUGCAUGUUGUUAUUUGAGACAGGAUUUCUGUGUGUAGUCCUGGCUAUCCUGGAACUAGCUCUUUUAGGCCAGACUGUCCUCAAACUCACAGAGACCCGCCUGCCUCUGCCUCCUGAGAGCUGGGAUUAAAGGCAGUAAGUUUAAAUUUUUUUAAUUUGUAGUAUGUGGCGGGAGAGAGGAGAUGACACAGAAACAGCAACUUCUUGAGAGUUAGUUCUCACCUACCUCCCUAGUUGUGAGGCAGCCUGUCAUGGUUUGUACUGGCCCAGAAGCUAGCUAACUGUCCUGUCUCUGCUCCCCUCAUUCUUCCCUUUGAAUGCUGAGAAUACAGACAUACACCUCUGGCUCCAGGGUUAGAGCUUGGUUUAGCUUGUUCUGCUUGCAUAGCAAGCACUUUUACCCACUGACCCUUUGAAGUGUGUGUGUGGGAGAGAGGUCUCAUGCUAGCCUAAAACUUACCGUGUACCCAGGCUGGCCUCAAAAUUAUGACCUGUCUCUCAGCCUCCUGAAUGUUGGGAUUACAGACAUGUACCACCACAUCCAGCUCAUUUAUUUUUUCAUAUGUACAUAUAUGCUACAACUGUCCAUAUUAAAAAAAACCUAUUAAUAAUUUUGGGAGAUGGUUUGCUUAAGUUUUAAAAAUGAAAGAUCUUAAAUGACAGAACUGUACUAUUAUUUCCACAGCCUCAUAAUUUUCACUCAAUCUCCUAAAGCCUCCAGUGCCCAAAGCCAUUAGUUCACAUUUAGCAUCUUUUAUGAGCUCUUUCUUUUCCAAUCUAAAAGGAGGCACUAGGGUAGAUAGAGUGAGGCUAUGUUUUGGAGAAACAGAUUAAAGCUGUCAGAAUCUCAGGAGAAUGCUGGCCCUCCAUAUCCGAAUGGUAUCUUAGCAGAUUAGGAGUUCCACACUUUGAGUUGGUCUUGGCAUGGUUCACGUGACUUCUAACACGCAUCCCACUGCCUAGAUUUUUAUCAGACUAGGAGGAGCUAAUAUGAUAGUUUUUUAACAACACUGCUAAAAAGAGGCUGGGCGUGUGUGACCCUGGAGUGUUGUUUUAUAUUAGCCUGUGUGGGGCUUAUCCUCAGCUACAGAAGGAUUUUCUGGAGUGUGGCUGGUGAGAUAAUGGGUGUCGGCUGCUCCACAGAUGGCCUUAUCCUUCUAGAAGAACUAAUGAACACGCUGUGGGGAAACUUGCCUUUAAAUACCUCCAGUUUUUUGAAUGGGCCACACCGACUGGGAAGAAAACCAGUGAGCAUUUAUAAUACCUCAGAGUGGCUGCCCUCCUGGAAUGUGGUAGUUCUUUAGACUCGAGCAAAUGGGACCAAACAGAGCUUGUCUGUUGGAAGGGAGUAAAGUAGCAUAGUUUUAAACUCGGAUUCUGUCUGAUGUAUUUCUUGUUUGUUGGUUUUGUUAUUUGGUGGCAGGGUCUCACUAUGUAGCCCUGGCUAUCCUGGAACUCACUGCGUAGAGCAGGCUAGCCUUGAAUUCACAGAAAUCCACCUGCCUCUGCUUUCAGAGGGCUGGGAUUAAAGUCAUGUACCACAUGCCAGGUUUGCCUAAGCAUUUUAAUCUAGCAUUUAUUGACGGCAGCUCCUUCCAGAGUCAUGACAUCUGUAAUCUACCUUGAAAGGUGGAAGAAGCCAGGUGUGGGGGCUGUGGAUGUCAUUGCUGAGCGUAACUGUUGGACUUGAGGGGAGCGCUCGUUUUCACCAGAGAACAAAGGAUAUCAUGUGAACCUCAAUUUCUUCUCAAAGCAUCCAGAAGCUAGGGCCAUGGCUCAGUGAGUGAGAGCUCUGACUCCUUUUCCAGAAGACUCAGUUCCUAGCACCUGCAUUACAUGGCAGCCCACAGAAAUCCAUUAAUGAACUCCAGUCUGGAAGGUCCAAUAGCCUCUCUGGCCUCCUCAGGCAUCUUGUGCAAGUACGGUGCACAGACAGAAACCCACCACAGAAUGAAAGCACCCAGAUUGCAAGGAUGUGAUCUGUGUGUGUGUGUGUGUGUGUGUGUGUGUGUGUGUGUAGCACCAGUGCCAAUUCUAGCCUGUCAGGGCUAAUUCAAUAAUAAUAAAUAGCUCUUGAUGAGCCAGUUAUUCUCAAAUUGAUUUUUAAAUAAACAGGCUAAUAAGGAAUUGACACACAUUUAAGGACUUUGCUUUUUAAGGAUAAAUGUUAAGAUAAGUCAAUCUCCUAUCUUCCUUAGGCAUCCCAAAGAUAUGACAGUAGAUGAUGUCACUUUAGCAGGGAGUGUGGCAACUGGGGAAGAAGAAUCCUGCUACUUUUGUUUUAACGAGAGAAGUCUAGUUGUCUAAGGAAAUAAGAGAGGUCAGGGGAGGCUGAGUGGUGAAGAGAAGUGAGCCUGGUCUGGACUGAUAAAAAUUCAGCAGUAGGAUUCCCCCAGCCGCCAGCGACUAGGCUGCUUCUCCCAGCCAGCUGACCCUAGUGUUACCCUUUACAAAGGCAAAGCAACUUGCCGAUCACCCUCCUGGGAAAAUCUUCAGAGCUGGGAGCCUGCUACCUGCCGCAGCCGGCCGUUGGGAGCCUCAGGCUGUCCUGAGAUGAAAUUUCAGAAACUGGCCACCAGAGCUUUCCAGAUUUUAUCAUGUGGGCAUCCUGCUGCAACUGGUUCUGCUUGGAUGGACAGCCUGAGGAGACACCACCACCGCAGGGAGCCAGGACACAAGCCUAUUCCAACCCUGGGUACAGCUCCUUCCCUUCCCCCACAGGCUCGGAACCUAGCUGCAAGGCCUGUGGGGUCCAUUUCGCAAGCACCACCCGGAAGCAGCAGACCUGCUUGGACUGUAAGAAAAACUUCUGCAUGACUUGCUCCAGCCAAGAGGGGAAUGGGCCACGCCUCUGCCUUCUCUGCCUACGCUUCCGAGCCACGGCCUUUCAGCGAGAGGAGCUCAUGAAGAUGAAGGUGAAGGACCUGAGGGACUAUCUCAGCCUCCAUGACAUCUCUACUGAAAUGUGCCGGGAGAAAGAAGAACUGGUGUUUCUGGUGCUUGGCCAGCAGCCUGUAAUUUCUGAGGCGGACAGGACUCGUGCUCCCACCUUGCCCCAGGCCUUCCCUGAGCAGCAGGCCUUCUUGACCCAGCCUCAGAGCAGCACAGUACCUCCUACCUCACCUGGCCUCCCUUCUUCACCUGCACAAGUCACCUCUGUGUUAGCCCAGGAUCAGGAAACUCAGCAGGCCAUUGGCCAUGUGUCUCAGGACCACGAGGAGCCCAUCUUCCUGGAGAGCACAGCCAGAGUACCUCCUGAGGAUGAGACCCAGUCCGUUGACUCAGAGGACAGCUUUGUCCCAGGCCGGAGGGCCUCGCUGUCUGACCUGACCCACCUGGAGGACAUUGAAGGCCUGACCGUGCGGCAGCUGAAGGAGAUCCUGGCUCGCAACUUCGUCAACUAUAAGGGCUGCUGUGAGAAGUGGGAGCUGAUGGAGAGGGUGACUCGGCUAUACAAGGAUCAGAAAGGACUCCAGCACCUGGUGUCUGGUAAUGAAGACCAAAACGGGGGAGCAGUGCCUUCUGGCCUGGAGGAGAACCUGUGUAAGAUUUGCAUGGACUCACCCAUUGACUGUGUUCUGCUGGAGUGUGGCCACAUGGUGACCUGUACCAAGUGUGGCAAACGCAUGAACGAGUGUCCCAUCUGCCGGCAGUAUGUGAUCCGAGCAGUGCAUGUCUUCCGGUCCUGAGGGCUAGCAUUGGCUUCUUCAGUGCCUUACAGGACAUAGCCCAAGAUGUCUGGGCUCGGGGUUGGUCCUAUGCACAAGGGCAGUCUAUUGUGAGAAACUGGCAGUGUUCUAAGACUAGGACAAAAGGAGGUGCCUAGCAUGCCUGUUUUAGGUGGCAGAGCCCAAAACCAGUGGUAACUGGUUCAGAUCACAUGGGUGAAUGCCUGCUUCUGUGAUCUUUGGGUGGCGACGGUAAUCAAUGAAGAGGUCUUUCCGGAACGUGGACCAGUCUUCCUCCGCCCUAAGACAAAUUUUUCAUACAUCUGUAUACCACUCCUCCUGUUUUGUCAAUCAGAAGUCCUGCUGGAAAUGGUAUCUUUCCCCACCCCACCCCCAGCACAUUUGGAUUUAAAUUUAUGGUCUCUCUGGC
Rattus norvegicus (Norway rat) is the source of this 8559-nucleotide messenger RNA. It is a transcript of the gene Rffl, whose product is annotated as ring finger and FYVE-like domain containing E3 ubiquitin protein ligase. Gene Ontology annotation, biological process: protein ubiquitination. Gene Ontology annotation, molecular function: ubiquitin protein ligase activity. Lineage: Eukaryota; Metazoa; Chordata; Mammalia; Rodentia; Muridae. Gene Ontology annotation, cellular component: plasma membrane; recycling endosome membrane; cytosol. The record is from RefSeq and is a predicted model, not a curated record.